AUGAACGGGCAAGCGACGACGACCGCCGGAUACGCACCAACAGGCUCCGCACCCCUCGCCUCCAACCACCACCACUCCCAAUCCGCCAUCUUCUCCAUGCCCGACCCUGUAACCUACAACGUCAACGGUUCUCCCAACCCAAACGCCAACGCCAACGCCAAUGGUGCCCCCGCACCGGUGUCCUACGCCGAGGGCGGCGGCUUCCAAGGCGGGAACAUAGGCGUCGGACGCACGACCUCCGUCCGCUCGCGCACCCCCUCGCGCCCGGGCUCGAGUCUGUCCAAGAGCCAGAGCCUCAUCAAGAAGAAUAUAGAGUUGCAGGAUUUGAAGCCUGCGGAUGUACUCAUUGAGCGCUUUGUGGCGUGGAAGGCGAUUGUGAAGCAGUUGUGUAUGUACUUUGAGGGCAUCGCGGAUAUCGAGAACAAUACUGCAAAGGAGAUGAUGAAACUCGCUGGUGUGAUCCAGGUUCCUUUCAAGAGUGGGAACCAGUUCUUGGGUGAAGGCGGUCUCCAGGACGUCUACUACGCCAUCCGCGACAAAACCCGUUCCAUCGCAGACCAACACGCAAACCUAGGCCGCACAAUCGAUUCCUCAAUCGUCCAACACCUCCAGAAACUCCUCGCAGAAAUCAAGGCUCACAUCCGGAACAUCCAAAACGACACCGGCAAACUCGCCUCAAGCGUCGCCUCCUCCCGCCUCACCUCAACCCACCUAAUCGGGUCCCUCGCAAACUCCAUCUCAACCUACAAAAACACACCCUUAAGCCUCCCCGCCCGGUCCGACCCCUACCUCCUCAACACCGCCGUGCGGCAUCAACUCAGCCGGCAAAUCCUCGAAGAAAACCUCCUCCAAAAAUCCAUCGUCAUCAUGCAACAAAACAGCGCCGCUUUCGAGGAGGGGAUCGUCCGGAGCGUCAAGGGCGCGUGGGAGACGUUUGAUGAAUGGAUGAGUCGGAGGAGGGAGGGUGGUGGGGAAGUUUAUAGGGUGUUGGCGGAGCAUAUGAGGGAGUUGAAGCCGGAUAGGGAGUGGAUCGCGUUUGCUGCGCGGUCGGAUCAUUUGGUGCACCCCGAGACGCCUCUGCGGGAUCCGAGCCUUGUGAGCUACCCCCUCAAGGACGACCCCUCGACUAUCCCCAUCCACUCUGGACACCUCGAGCGCCGCACGGGCGGGUUCAUGGGUAAGAGUUGGAGGGAGGGUUACUAUGUUUUGACGCCCGCCGGGUACUUGCAUGAGUUCUCGACGAGUGAUGAGAGUUUGCCCGCGGGGCAGGUGCCGGUGUGGAGUUUGUUUUUGCCGGUGUGUACGUUGGGACCUGCGAGUGGGGCUGGUGCGAGUGCGCAUACGUUUGUUAUCGAGGCGAGGCCGCUUUCUACUUCCUCCUCCUCCCCCUCCUACAGCGGCUCCAAAUCCCCGGGCAAAGCGAAACUCAAAGCCCUACUCACCGGCCAACCCGCUUCCUCCACCGGGUUCAACUCCUCCUCCGCGCUUACCUCCUCCUCCACCUCACCGCUGAAGAACCAAGGAGCAACAUCCUCAGGCAAAACAUACACCUUCCGUACGAGGUCGCAUGAGAGCAAGAUGGAGUGGUGGAACGAUUUGAGGAUGCUUUGUGCGAGGUAUUUGGUGGCGUCGGAGGUGGUUAGGAGGGUUGGGCCGGUGGAGAGUGCGGUUAGGGGUGUUGGGUAUCGGGAGGAGGAUUUGGUUAGUGAGGAGGAGGAAUUGGAGGACGUCGAGGUUUAUGAGGAGGGGUAUGGGGAAGGAGGGGUGUAUGGGGAGGAGGGGGAGGGAGGGUAUGAAGGGUAUAUGCGCGAGGGGGGGUAUGAGGUUAGGCAGGGUGGAGGGUAUGGGAUGAGACAGGGAGGGUAUGAAGGCGAGGGGUUGCCUGUUGAGGAGACGGGACCUGUACGAGGGGAUACACAGGGAUAUGGUGCGCCGUCGAAUGCUUAUGCUUAUCAGGGUGGUGGUGCUUAUACCACGCACUAUCAAGCUCCGAGUUCGCAAGGGUACCAGCAACCUACGUCUCAAGCUUACCAACAGCAGCCUACGACGACGACGUACCAGCAACCCACCACCACCACUCAGUACCAACAGCCAACCACUACGACCACCCAAUCCUAUCAAGGAAGAAGCGGUGGUGGGUAUGAAGGUGUAGGCGCCUACCGUGCACACCGGGAUCGCGACGGCGAGGAGGAACACGAAGGGAGUAGUGUUGAAGAGGAGGUCGACAAGAAGUCUUACCAGUUUGACGACUCGAAUGCGCCGGCGCCUGUGCCUGUUCCUUCGUAUGCGGAUCAUGUCACGUACGAGGAGAAGCAGGGGUCCAAGACGAAGGUGAAGAAGAGGGGGAGUAAGAGGCAGAUGGAGAAGGCACCUGCUGUUGCUGAUGAACCCGCCGUUUUACCUCAGCCAGUGACUACUGUUGCUGGUGAUAUCGAUUAG
Molecule: messenger RNA, 2439 nt
Organism: Coprinopsis cinerea okayama7#130
Lineage: Eukaryota; Fungi; Basidiomycota; Agaricomycetes; Agaricales; Psathyrellaceae
Product: cytoplasmic protein
Exons: 6
Coding region: 1-2439 (812 amino acids)
Source: RefSeq, a predicted model, not a curated record